AUGGUUGAUAUGAUACAGUGUGGUGUUAAUACAGGUUGUCAACCCAUCAUCGGAAUGUUAGCAAACCAAGAUUUGAAACCUAUUUUCCUCUUCCCAUCCAGUGCAUUGGAUAAAAAAUUCUCAUGUGAUGAUCAGCUGACCUGGAAAGCAAUGACAUGGGUUGAUGACAUGAUAUUUCUUCUAUUGAUACUAUUGUCUAUCACGUUCGUUUCGGAAAUGGUGACAGAGAGGAGUAUGACAACGACAGUGAUGUUUUCAUUUCCCACGCUGCAACCAAUAGAGCAAGUUCUGUUUAUCGGACAUCGGCUUCACGACUACAGAGAUCACAAUCCUACCAGGAGAAAAGAUUCUAUUCGCACAGAACCAACCAAGAGGUGGUCGUCAAGGUCUAUCGGGUAUGUGAAAGCCUUAGGUUUUCGUCCACUGGAGUCAGUUUCUACUCGCUACGGCGUUCCUCAUUUCGCCCUGAAGGUCACAGAAGCGUUGACACAUUGUCCAGGUUCGCGCGCGACUUCUGGAUCAGCCAACGUAGCCUCCCCGAUCCGUAUCCCGCCCGCUCUGCGGCGCGGUCGCCUUCCGCCACGCCCUACAUCGGCAGGCAAAGGCGGCUACGAGCGGCGACCGCGUCCCAUUGACGACGGCGCCCGCCGCCGCCGCCACCGCCGCCGCCGCCGCCGCCGGGGGCGCUGCGUCGGCGCGCGGCGUCGCGGCCGGCUGGCGCGCGCGGGCGGCGGCGACGGCGGCGGCAGUGGCGCGCGCGCCGGGCGUCGCGCCAGGCAACACACCCCUCAAGCCGACGCCGGCGCAGCCGAGCGCGCCAGCGAGCCGCAGCGGCGCGACUGCGGAGCGCAUGAGGACGAGGGACGCGAGGAGGAGGACGAAGAGCGAGGACGCAGCCCGGGGCGCAUGACGUCGCCGGCGCAGCGCCGCGGCCGCCCCCGCCCCGCCCAGGCCGUCGUCGCGGUCGUGGUGCUCGCCGUGGCAGACGUUUUCAUCCGCAAACCAUUUCCGGAGCAUCGGCUAUUUUCCGUUACUCUCCCUUUCAUUUUCCUGCUUUCAAGUUUUAACCAGACGUCGAUCGGGUCGUUGACCCGCGGAUGGCAGAUGGUGAAGACGUGCCUAUUUCCUCUAGCAGACGCCUCCACCCCCCCCCCCAUCACCCUUGCUCGUCGUGCCGUCCGUUUCGCUUCCGUUGCCUUCCGCCGCCCACACCUACGUCUCUACCCCUCCUCCUCCUGCUUUCUCCGCAUCGUAGCCCCCGCCGUUUCCGCAGUUGCCGCCUCAUCGCGGCUAUUACCGCCG
Molecule: messenger RNA, 1302 nt
Organism: Gryllus bimaculatus (two-spotted cricket)
Lineage: Eukaryota; Metazoa; Arthropoda; Insecta; Orthoptera; Gryllidae
Source: the annotation of a GenBank genome assembly